GGUGACGUUCGGCGGCGCGCGGCGGCUGCUGCUGCUGCUGCUGCUGCUGGCCUGGGCCGCCGCCUUCCGCCUCGUCCGCGGGCCGUCCCGCGGCCAUUUUGGGCUCUGCCCUCCUGAGGCGCGCGCCCGGCCGCCCAGCCCUUCCGGGGUCGCGGGGCCCAGUCAGUGCCGGGAAGUCGCCGCGGGAGGGACGCCGCCGAUGGUGGCCCGGCCCCGCACGGACUAGGGCUGCCCCCGCGGCCCGUCCUCGCCGCCGCCAUGGACGCCGCCGCCUGCCGCUGCUCAGCAGGGCCCGCCGCCCGCGGCCGGAGCCGCUCCCCUCUGUGGCGCUUCUGGGACCGGCCGCGGGCCCCGACCCCGCGGCGAGGCCACGUCCAGGCGGUCUAGGCCGCCCCGCGCCGCGUCCCGCCCGCUGCCGCCGUCGCCGUUGCUGUCGCGCAGACCCGCCCGCCCGCCCGCCCGCCCGCAUGGAGCCCGGAGCCGGCCCGCGGGCGCGCCCCGGGGCCAGCUGGGGGCUGCCCCGCUUCCUGCGCCGCCGCCCCGCGCCGCCCGCGCCCGCCGCCCCGCAGCCCGAGGCCCCGGGCCGCGCGUGGCUGCGGCGGCUCGGCCAGCUGCUGGCGCCGCUGCCCGGCCUGCUGCAGCGCCUGCUGCUCUGGACGCAGCUGCUCGGCGGCCUCCUGCCCGCGCGCUGGCUGGACCUGGCCGGCGGCUCCGGCGCCCGGCGGGGGCUGCGGGCGCGGGCCGAGCCGGCCGCGCCGUCUGCGCCCAAGACGCGGCGCCGUGACGCCGCCGCCGCCGCCGCCGCCGCCGCCGCCCCCGCCUGCGCCCUGGACUGCGGCCUGGACUGGCUGGAGCAGGGGAUGCCCUGGCCGUACCGGGCCCCGCACCUCGACUUGGAGCUGAAGGCGCCGUGCCCGGCGCGGGCCCCCGCGGCGCCCGCGUUUCUCCUGGAGCCGCGGCUCUGGGGCUCCGUGGAGCUCCUGACCCGUCUGCUCGCCGAGCGGGGCCCUGGCUCCCCGCCCGCCUGGCCGCCCCGCGUCAGCGUCGUCUCCUAUUUGCUGAGCCCGGCCUAUCUGGACAGCCUGGCGCGCGGCGGCCCGCGCUAUCUGGGCGGCGAGCGCGGCCCCUGGCAGCCGCUCGGCCCGGCCUGCAGCAGCAGCAGCAGCAGCAGCAGCCGCGCGCCCCCGGAGCCGGCGCGGGCGGCCGCCAGCGCCCCGGCAUGCCCGCCGCCCACCCGGGAGGGCCUGCCCGAGAUCCAGCACCUGCGCAUGAAACGGCUGGAGUUCCUGCAGCAGGCCAGCCGGCCGCCCGCGCCGCCCGCGCUGCCCACGCCCGAGCAGGACCAUGGCUACCACAGCCUGGAGGAGGAGCACGGCCUGCUCCGCGUGGACCUGAAGCGCGAAGGCCAGAGCCCCGCGGCCGGAGCCGCUCCCGGAACCGCGCUGGCACCCGCCCGCGCCCCGCUGUUGACUGAAGCGCCGCCGCCGCCGCCGCCGGCCGCGGGCAAGCCGGGCCCGUGGGCAACGUGGCCUGCGGGCGCGCCACCCAUGGCCGAGGGCGCUGCCCCCCCGGGCCAGGCCGACGAGCCCCGCGUGGCCGCCCGGCCCGCGUGCAGCAACCCGCUCAUCGACUACAUCCUGGGGGGCACCUCGGCCGACGCGGACGCCGGCUCCGAGUCGGACGGCAGCGAGGACUGGUCCGAGGACGACGGCUUCGACAGCAACAGCAACAGCGACAGUAACAGCGACAGUGACAGCGACUGCUCCUUGUCCGAGGCGGACCCGGAGUCCGGCCUCCAGCUCUGGGACUCCUUCCACAGCGGCGACCCGUACGACCCCCGCAACUUCACCGCGGCGCUGCGGACCCACGCCCGGCCCGGCCCCGGCCCCGGCCCCGUUCCCGGGCAGCCCGCGGACCCGCACGGGGGCCCGGGGGCCGGCGGGGACGACAGCGAGGCGAGCGCCGACGAGGCCGAGAGCCUGCGGCUCUGGAACUCCUUCUGCCGCUCCGACGACCCCUAUAACCUCUUCAACUUCAAGGCGCCCUUUCAGACGGCGGGGAAGAGCUGGAAAGGCUUCGGGGGCUCGGACGGGGGCCCCGCGUCCUUCGUGGCCGUUUCUGAGCGACGCACGGUCCUGUCCUGCAAGGUGCAGCUGGUCGGGAGCCCAGAGGGCGAGUGUGCCGGCCUGGGACAGUCUGUUCUCCGACAAGGACACUCGCCGGUCCGGAGGAAAAAGGUAACCUUCCUUGACGAAGUUACUGAGUAUUACAUUAGUGGUGAUGAGGAUCGCAAAGGACCGUGGGAAGAAUUUGCCAGGGACGGAUGCAGGUUCCAGAAACGAAUUCAGGAAACAGAACUUGCUAUUGGAUAUUGCUUGACAUUUGAGCACAGAGAAAAAAUAUUUAAUAGACUUCAGGACACAUGCUUUCACGGACUUGUUUUCAAGCAAUGUUGAGGCGAUUUGAUAGCCUCUGGCCCUCACUUGCUCUGCCUCUUUAGAGGUGUCUUUAAAAAACAAUUGGCAGCUCUUCUCUGACUUUUUAAAAGAAGGUCCAGAGACCUAGCUUCAUAGCUCUUUGUUACGUCCCUCUCACACCUAGGUCUGAAGCCAGCCCUUGAUAACAAAGGGUGAAAGGGUGUGAUUUCUCAUCUUCCCUUGGAUGGAUCUGUUUUUGAAUGCCAUUUAUUUGCUGUGGUGAAAGAGGACCUUUUAAGGUGUAAUUUUGCACUUUGAAAACUUCUUUUUUCUUUGGAAAUGAUAUUUAUAGAGUUCAGAGCCCGUUUCUAAUUCUAAUUUAUGUGUGAAGACUUUGGGCUAUUCUUCCCCAGUAUCAUUCUGAAAUUAAUGGACUUCAUGGUUUCUUCACCUUUUUUAAAAAGAAGUUCGGUGAUUUUUACUAACUGAAAGCACAUUGUGUCACCUUUUUUUCCUCUAAAAAUGACUGGUUGAAAAUGUACGUGGUAUGCUUGAUUAGAGAUUACCGUUUUCCAAGGACUGGAAAUACACAGGAUCUGCAUGUGUAACAACUUUGGAAAAGCUGCAUCUUUCUGCCAAAUUUUAGUCUGUAGUCUCUUAAAUUGCUCUCUGGAAAGGGUUCUGUAAAUGUUAUUGUAGUUCCCAGUUGAAUGAUUCUUUGUAUCUUUGGACAGAUAGAAAUAAUGUAAAAGACUCCAGAAAGUAACAAUUGCAUCAUAAGCUUUUAUUUUUUAAAUUAAAAAUCCUAGAAUAUAUAAAAAGAUAAUGUGAGACAUCUCAGCAAUUUUGUUUUGUUGUAUGCUCUCCACAGAAGACCAGUGUUACUCAAUCAUUUCUUGGCACUGUCACUUUUAAGUACCUGUCAAGGUGACAUUGUAAUCUUGGAAAUGGACAGUUUGGAAUUUUCCAGUUUGAAAUAAGCAGAAUAGUCAAUAUCCAAGCUUAUUGUGUUCUAUUUUAAUGAGAGAAGGAAUAGUAAGGCUUAUACUUUCAGGAGAAGAUAGAAUUAUAGGUUUAAUAACUGUAAAUCUUAAUAUCUUAACCCAAGAUUACUUGUGAAUUGAAUGUUUUGCAGUGACUAGUUGUGCUUGGUUUAUUAAAUUAGUUUCUAUUAUUGAUGUUCUCUGUUAAGUUGAAGACAUGUUAACCAGUUUCAAAAUGCUCUAUUUUUACUGCACAGGUAAUAGAAACAUGAGUAGAAUAGGUGAUCUUUUAACUGAUUUCAGUGUGUGAAUGAAUUUUUCAUUGGAGUGCUUGCAGAAUUACUACCUCAGUUUACAGUCUACCUGGUCAUUAUUUUAUUUGUCUGUUUUGCUUUUAAGAACUGCCUCCAGUGUUGAUAGAGAUUCAUCCAUGAACACACUGAGAGUGAGUAUCAUAAAAGAUGGUCAGAUUUGUGCAGAGCCCUUACCCACCGUGUUUGGUGCACCUCCACUUUGGGUAAUCACAGGGAAUGCAUUUAGAGUCUUGGUUUAACACCCUGACCGCGGGGUAGAUUGUCAGGGCAGGGCUGGGGGCUGAGGUUCAUUGUAGGGGAUUGUACCCAGGGACGCCUCAUAUUCAAGGCUUGUGCUCUACUGCUGAAUCAAAUUUCCCGCUCAAGCUGGGUAGUUAUAAGCACCACCUGUAUCAGUUGGAAAAAGUGGCCUUAACAAAAGUGUUUAGAAAGUAUAUAUGCUUUCUCAAGACGCAACGGAAGUAACUGCAUUUUAUUUUAGAAAUCUAGACGUGUUUUCUUGCUGAAAUCUAGCAUCUCACCUUAUGUGAAAAUUAUGGAAUAUCUUUGCCUUCGUUGGGUUUUGAGAAACUGUUCUCUGAGGGUUUCAACCCCACCAUGAAAUGAUUAAUUCCAGGCCAAGACUUCAAUUUAAAAGAAAUGACAAUACUCCAGUGGGCAGGACAGAAGGGACCAUUUUUAAGGUGGACUGAAGGAGAAAAAGAAAACUCUUGAGUUUGAUUCCGAUUUUAGUUGUUAGACCAAAGUUAAACAGCCACGUUCUUGAAAAUUUUCACUGUUUAUACAUGUAAAGUCUUAAAAUGGUGCUUUAAGAAUCAAUGUAGCAUGUGAAAGCUUUGUGCAGACAAGUAAAGUUGCCUUUCUUGGUGUUGAAAUGUACUAACAGCACCUAUUCAUCUUUAACUUGAAUCAAAUGUUAUUUUUUUAUAAUUUAAGAAAGGUGACAUUAGAGACAGGAGACUUUUAAAUGGCUUCAACAGAUCCAGUAAUUUAAUUUACCAGUGUGGAAAUUUUAUAGCUAAAAUUAUAUUUGUAUAUAUAACUGUUAACUAAUCUGUAAAUUGUAAUAAAUAUAUUUACAAUUAAAUGCUAUGUGAUAUUGACUCAACUUUAUAUCUC
Messenger RNA from Sorex araneus (European shrew), 4833 nucleotides. It is a transcript of the gene PPP1R15B, whose product is annotated as protein phosphatase 1 regulatory subunit 15B. Bases 468 to 2456 code for a protein of 662 amino acids. Gene Ontology annotation, biological process: response to endoplasmic reticulum stress. The record is from RefSeq and is a predicted model, not a curated record. Gene Ontology annotation, cellular component: endoplasmic reticulum; protein phosphatase type 1 complex. The transcript is spliced from 2 exons. NCBI's taxonomy places the organism in Eukaryota, Metazoa, Chordata, Mammalia, Eulipotyphla, Soricidae. Gene Ontology annotation, molecular function: protein phosphatase regulator activity.